AUGGAAAAUUCUUUGUACGUGUCGAUGCUGCUGAUGUUGAUAAUGAUAAAAAAUAAUUUUAUUGACCUCAAUAACAUUAACGAUGGGCGGAACAUUUCUAGAUUAUGUCACAAAGGAUUUGAUGUUAUGAAUAGAAAAGUUGGACUGUUUCCAACGUGUCAACUGUUAAUUAAUCAAAAAUAUUACGGCUUCUGUGAAUUAAUUAGAUGGACGUCAUGA
This is a messenger RNA of Clunio marinus, 219 nucleotides long. NCBI's taxonomy places the organism in Eukaryota, Metazoa, Arthropoda, Insecta, Diptera, Chironomidae. The record is from the annotation of a GenBank genome assembly.